AUGACUCUUAGAAAUUUAAACGUUUUACUUUUUUUAACAAUUACACUAUUAUCUGGUUUAAAAACAACAAUGAUUGAAACGUUUUAUUGUAGUCUUCAUUUUAUUGUUGACUAUCCACUAUGGACGUUGACAUUCAUAACAAGAGCAAAUCAAGAUUAUUUCCAAACAAAUAUUUUACUAAGCACUUAUAUAUAUCGAAAUGUCGAAGGACUUAAUGAACUCUACAGUCGCUAUCGUUUUCCAUAUGGACCAGAAAGAAAAAAUGUUACAGUGCAAUUCUUUGUACAUGGCAUAACAAUUGUGACACAAAACUUAUGCGAUGAAAAAAACUCCAGUGAAAAUCAUCUAAAAAAUCCUUUACGAGAAUUUUGUUCACUAAACAUAAAUAGUGAUACACUUCUAGAUCUUAUUGCUCGGUAUGGUGAUUACCAUAGAAAAGCAAGUAAUAACGAACCUGCAUGUCUUUACUAUGGAUUUACAUCAAGAAAACUUAAAUCACAAAAUAGUAAAGCAACUACAUUGGGAUGGUCAUGGAGAGGGCAUCUUUGCAAUCAAUUAAAAGAGUUGGCCAGUUGGUCUCCAAAAAACACUGGUUUUAAUCCUCGAUAUUCUGCUAAUGUAGGUGUUAUUGCAGCUGGUUUCGAUGGAACCGAAGGUGAAAUGACUUUUUUCCAUGAAAUUGGUCAUUCAAUGAAUGCCGAUCAUGAUGACGCAAAAGACUUCAAAGAUCGACAAAAAGAAUGUAACCCAUCGGAUGCACAAGGCGGUAGCUAUCUUAUGUAUCCAACUGGUACUGAAGGACUUUUGACAAACAAUCGAAUCUAUUCCAAUUGUUCACUUGAUACGAUUUCCAAAUAUACUGAAAUACUCGGUCGAUGGAAGCCAAAAUGUUUGUCAACUACAAAGACAGUUAAAAGCAAAUGUGAUGGUAUUUUCUCAAUAGGUGAAAUUUGUGAUGAACAUCAUACAUCUAGUAAUUGUUGUACAUCAAAUUGUAAACUUAAAAAAGGUGCUGCUUGUUCACCAUCUGCUGGUUUAUGCUGUAAAUCUUCAUGUCAAUUUCAUUCGGCUGGUCAUCAAUGUCAUUCUGAAAGUGAAUGUAAAAAGCCUAUUGAGUGUUUAGGUACAUCAGCAACUUGUCCUGAUCAUGAAAGAAAAUUUUUCAAAGCAGAUAAAACUAUUUGUCGUGAUGGUACUUUACUUUGCAUGAAUGGUUCAUGUGAAUUAUCUAUUUGUACUUUAUAUUCCCUCAUACCGUGCCAAUUAAAAGGAUCUAAAGACACAUUUUGUAUGAUUGCUUGUCUGCAAAAUGAUGGUUCUUGUGUACCUUAUCAUAUAAUUAGCAAGAGUUCAGAUUCUUCUAAACCAUUGUAUUUUCCAUAUGGUUCGUUGUGUGAUUCAAAUCGAGGACAUUGUGAUCAAUUUCAUAAAUGUCUUCCUCUAUUAUUAGACGAUAGCGCAAAUCCAAUUGCUGCUGGAUUUAGUUCUCUUCUUCUUACUGAUUAUUCGACUUUAUUUAAACGGUAUUGGUGGAUAUUUGUAUUAAUUAUUCUUACUCAAAUAAUUUUAAUUCCUAUCGUUCUAUUACACUUUCGCAGUCAUUGUAUUUCAUCAAAUAAUCCUUUUCUUGAAUAA
Molecule: messenger RNA, 1635 nt
Organism: Rotaria socialis
Lineage: Eukaryota; Metazoa; Rotifera; Eurotatoria; Philodinida; Philodinidae
Source: the annotation of a GenBank genome assembly